Messenger RNA from Stylonychia lemnae, 774 nucleotides. Lineage: Eukaryota; Ciliophora; Spirotrichea; Sporadotrichida; Oxytrichidae. The record is from the annotation of a GenBank genome assembly.
AUGGAGUCAUAAGACGUAACACAAGAGGAGCAAUAAGUAGAUUAAGUUUAAACUAUAAUUGAGCAAGUUGAUUUGAAUUAGUAAGAGGAAGAAUAAAAAGUCUCUGAACUUCAAUAAUACAAUAACACUAAACCAUAAUCAUAUUUACUUAUGUUCAACGUUUAAAAAUAAAAGAAUUUUGGGACAUUAAUCAGAUCUGCUGCUGCUUUCAAUGUCAACUAAGUGUUUGUUAUUGAUUCUUAACCAACUAAAAAGAGAAUAAGUUGCUUUGGAUCUUAGGGGACUGCUUCAAAGACCAAUUUUCAAUACUUUACUGGUUUGAAAGAUGUUAAAUAAUAUUGCAAUGAGAGGAACAUAUCGAUAUGUGGUAUAGAAAUUAUGCCAGAGGCUUAGCCUAUUCAUUCACAUCCUUUUAAGGGAAAUACUUUGUUUAUGCUGGGAAAUGAGGGAAGUGGCUUAAAUAAAAAUCAGAUUGCAAUAUGUGACCACUUCGUUUACAUCCCCUAGUACACAGAUAAAACAGCAAGUUUAAAUGUAGCUAUUUCAGGAUCUAUUAUAUUUUAACAUUUUGCUCAGUGGGCUGGCUAUUAAGAGUAAAAAAUAGUUGGCUAUAAAUUUGAGGAGGGAGAUAAGGAAAGUAUAAAGAAAGGAAUGCUCAUUGCAACUGUAGGAAAUGCAGCAACAAAUGAUCCAGUAAAGAAAAGGGAACAAAGGCAAUAAAAGAAGAACGAAGAAUUAGAUGAGCACUUGGAAGAGGGGCUUAUUUUGGAAUGA